GCUGGGUCUAGGACCAGAGGGGCCAUCACAAGCCUUCAGACCUGUGAACCUCAAAAGCAAUGGGGAAGCCUCCUGGAGGAAGGUUGAGUGACUCAGGUCACAGAGGACACACUGUUUUGGAGCUGGUUGCGCUCUGGUUCAUAGGCUUCUGGGGAGGCAGUGGGGACAGAGUUGGCCCCAGCUGUGCCUGGGAGGAGGAAAAACAGAAAGGAAAAAAUGAGGAGGAAGGAGAGGGAGAGGCAGCUACACUAAUUAAAUCACCAUCAUUUUGCUGGUAUCAUUCUGAAGUUCUUGGGACACAGCUGCCACAUUCUCAGAACUACCAGACUCAGGAGCUAGCUCUGUGUCCAUGUGGAGGAAGACCAGAGUGCCUUGGGGCCACUGGCAGUGGAAGAAAGAGAGCGCUGUCAGCUGUUGGCUCAGCUCCCUGGAGUCCCGACUGGAGAUGCUGGGUAUCAUUUGAAUAAUGGAGAUCAAAGAUGAGUGACCAGGGCCAAGGUGCUGUGAACUGGAAUGUGAAGACCCUGGCUAGACACUCAUGGCUUUGGAAAGCUGCUCUGCUCCUGGGUAUCCAGGGUUCACAGCCCUUUCUAGGAGUUCCAGGGCUGCACAGUGGCCAGGAAGAACUUCAGACAUGUCCAGCACUGCUUCCCCACUGGCACUCAACACCAGCACCACCCAUAGUGCCACUUCUGAGAACAGUAGCUCCUUCUAUGACUAUGACUAUUUGGAUGAUGUGACCUUCUUGCUCUGCAGGAAGGAUGAGGUCAUGUCCUUUGGGCAGGUCUUCCUGCCGGUCAUCUACAGCCUGAUCUUUGUGCUGGGCUUGGGCGGGAACCUCCUUCUUCUUGUGGUGUUGCUCCGCUGUGUGCUUCGAAGACGGAUGACUGAGGUCUACCUGCUGAACUUGGCCAUCUCCAACCUCCUGUUUGUGGUGACAAUGCCCUUCUGGGCAGUCUCUGUGGCCUGGCAUUGGGUAUUUGGCAGUUUCUUGUGCAAAGUGGUGAGCACCCUCUAUACCAUUAACUUUUACAGUGGCAUUUUCUUCAUCAGCUGCAUGAACCUGGAUAAGUACCUGGAGAUUGUCCAUGCUCAGUCCUUCCACCGGCUGCGGACCCGCUCCAGGAGCCUGCUCCUCACUGCCCUAGUAUGGGUCACGGCCCUGGCCAUCUCCAUCCCAGACAUGGUCUUUGUACAGGUCCAUGAGAGCCCCAGGGGUAUGUGGCACUGCUACGCAGAUUUUGGUGGGCAUGGGACCGUUUGGAAGCUCUAUCUGCGUUUCCAGCAGAACCUUCUGGGGUUUCUCUUCCCACUCCUGGCCAUGAUCUUCUUCUACUCCCGCAUUGGUUGUAUCCUGGUCAGGCUAAGGCCACCCGGCCAGGGUCGGGCUCUAAGGAUAGCUGCAGCCCUGGUGGUGGCUUUUUUCCUUCUGUGGUUCCCAUACAGCCUCACUUUGUUUCUGCACUCCCUGCUGGACCUGCAGGUCUUUGGAAACUGUAAGAUCAGUCAGAGUCUGGACUAUACCCUGCAGGUGACAGAGAGCCUGGCCUUCUUCCACUGCUGCUGCACCCCCAUCCUCUAUGCCUUCUCCAGCCGCCGGUUCCGCCAGUAUCUGAAAGUUUUCCUGGCCGCUGUGCUAGGACAGCACCAGGCUCCUGGCACAGCCCAGGCCCCGGCAUCCAGCUACUCAGAGAGCAGCAGGUUUACUGCCCAAGAAGAAAUGGCCAGCAUGAACGACCUUGGGGAAAGACAGGCUGAUGGCUCCCUUAACAAGGGGGACAUGGAGAAUAGUUAAGCCCACGUGUCCGUGCCACGGUCUGUGGAGGGCACUGACUGCCCUGCUUGGUUGGAAGCACUAGCCAGCAUGGCUGUGCUGCUCAGUCCAGUGACUCUCCACCAGAAGCGCCCUUGGGUUCACUCCUGCCUCUUGCUCCGUUUGCUCCCCAGGCCCCAUGCUCUUGCCUGAAUUGCUGCAACAUUCUCGGCUGACCUCUGCAUGUCUGUCCCCUCGUGCUUCUGUGGCUCCUGGGCACCAAGCAGCCAGAGUGACCAGGCCACACGCUCAGCCUUCAGACUUUCUGGGGCCCUGUGAUCUGCUCCCAGCCUGUGACCUCAUCUUUACUACACUGCUUUCUGUUCUCUUGGCUCAGGGUACACUGGCCUCUACUUGCAUUUCUGGAACAUUCCAGGCUUAUCUGUCUAUGGGGAUUUCAGCUGUGCACUCUUCCUGGACUGUCCUCAUGAAGAGUUUGGCUCACUCUCACCACCUGGGGUCUGGGUGGGGUGCUCCAUGCCCACCCUAUUUAACGCCCUAUCUGCCCACCUGCUGCUCCUACUCUUCCUCUCUGUGCUUACUACUUUCAUACAGCCUCUGUAUUUCUCCUGUUUCUUAUGUUUGUUGGCUACUGCUCCCCAAGCCAAUCUCCCAGGUGAGUGGGGCUCUUGGUGUGUGGCUUGCUGCCCUAUUCAAGUGGCUGACAAGGAACCUUGUAUGUGGAAGGCUUUUAGAUAGUGUCUGCAGAAUGUGUGGGUGGAGGGGGAGUUCUUCCUUGUGUCAUCUCUGGGAAGAAGAUGGCCCUCCACCCACCAAGGUGCCCCUUUCCCUCUUGGGGGAUGUACUUUCCUGUCUUCACAGCAGCCCCAGGGCCUGCAAUUCCAAAGCACUAGAGAUGUUUCAGUCAUAGAACAGCCCAGAAAGUGCAGACUGGGCAGGAGGGAGGCAGAGAACACCCUGGGCUUGGGCCCCUUCUCAAGAGCCUUCAUUUCUCCCUGGGGUCUGUAUAGUCAAGUCCAAAGCUCUGUCUGAACUUGCUGGAACACAUGCUGGUGAGUAGACAGCUUCCUCAGACUGUGCUGGGAAAACUGGAUUUAAUCUUCCACAUGUGGAAGAUUGAAUCAGAUCCCUAUCUCUCAUCCUGUACAAAAAUCAGCUAAGGAUCCAAGUGCAACUAAUUAUGACUAGUAAUA
Molecule: messenger RNA, 2967 nt
Organism: Nannospalax galili (Upper Galilee mountains blind mole rat)
Lineage: Eukaryota; Metazoa; Chordata; Mammalia; Rodentia; Spalacidae
Gene: Ackr2
Product: atypical chemokine receptor 2
Exons: 4
Coding region: 539-1795 (418 amino acids)
Biological process (GO): G protein-coupled receptor signaling pathway; chemotaxis; immune response
Cellular component (GO): membrane
Molecular function (GO): chemokine receptor activity
Source: RefSeq, a predicted model, not a curated record